CCCACAAAGUGUAUUUACGUCAUCAUUGAAUUUGGAAUUCUGGUUGGCUACAUAACAAGAAAAUUGUCAACUCUGUCGACCUCUUCAAGGGACUUGAGAAAAGCGACUCAGACAACAACAACGUUCUUUGGUAUCCAUGGUUCGAAAAUGUGUAUCCCCGUUAAAAGCUUUGGUUUAUUCUACCAUCCAUCGUCGACUUAGAAGAAGGGAAUAUAGGAGAGACUGGAUAGCUCAGAUUCAAGCGGCUGCUCGUGGUCACGGAGUACGGUAUGCAGGGUUUGUGUACUUUCUUAGAAACAACCAAAUCAUUCUCAAUCGUAAAAUAUUGAGUGAAUUGGCAAAAACAGAACCCGCCACAAGUUCUAGUUUAUUGACAUGGUGUGCAAGAUCGACCAAAGUGAUAGAUUUGAAAAAUAAAGUAGAACACAGUGAAUAACUUGUAUAUUCCGUGGUCAAAGACUGUUCUCUAAAGAAAGAAAGAAAAAAAUAAAUGA
Messenger RNA from Galdieria sulphuraria, 494 nucleotides. Its product is annotated as ribosomal protein L20 family protein. Gene Ontology annotation, cellular component: ribosome. NCBI's taxonomy places the organism in Eukaryota, Rhodophyta, Bangiophyceae, Galdieriales, Galdieriaceae. Gene Ontology annotation, molecular function: rRNA binding; structural constituent of ribosome. The transcript has a single exon. The record is from RefSeq and is a predicted model, not a curated record. The coding region runs from base 137 to 436 and encodes 99 amino acids. Gene Ontology annotation, biological process: translation; ribosomal large subunit assembly.